CCCGCCGCCGGUCCUCUCCGCCCGGCCCGGGACCCUUGCCGACCUCUCCGGUGGCGGAGCGGGGAUGCCUCCUCCCCCGGAGGCCGGCCAGCCGCCCGCGCCCGCCUCGCCGCGCUGAGGCCGCGGAGCCCGGGGCCGCGGCGGUGAGUACCGCGGCCGCCGGCGGAGCAGAAAGUGAAAGUACCUGCCGCCGGCGGAAGCCCCAUGGGAAAAGCAAAGCCCGGCCGGCCCGCAGCCGCGUCCCCCCCCGGCAGGCGGGCGGCGGGGGGCUGCUGAGCGCCGGCCGGCCGCCGCGGCUCCUCUCGCCCCCCCACCCUGCGCGGCGCUCCGCGGGCUGCGGGCACCAUGGGCGAGACGGCGCCGCCACCAUGACCGCGGAGCCGCCGGCGCAGCUCCCUGACACCCCCCCCGCGGACCAUGUUCCAUGCCUUUUUUAGAUCUAUCUUUCGGGUUCUGCCACUGCUCCUUGUUCUGUCUCCAGUGAAUUCAUCUAGUUGUGCAAUGGGAAAUAAAACAACUGAAAUCCGUGUGAAGUAUGAGAAUAUACUAAGCCACGACGUCGAUGAGCUGGUAAAUAUGUCUGCAGAGUAUCGUGACAGGUGCUGCAAGAAUAAAAAACAUGAAAAUAGCAAACUGUUUUUCUGCAAUGAUACUCAGGAGAUAGAAUCACUACAGAGUAUGGCAUGCAACAUGCUCAGAUUCUUUCAUAAGCAAAAAAUCAGCAAAGACUUCAGAUGGAAAGCAGCAUUAGUCUCAUGUGGGACAUUACAGGUUCUACAGUGCAAAUGUGAAAGACAUAAAAAAGAAAAGGUUUGCACACAGGUAAAUACACAUAAUAAAGAAGAUACAGAAACAGGUGACCAGUCCAAAAAGAAAUGUAACCAAGAAUUUUGUGAACUGAAAGAAAAUAUAUCUAGCCUUCGAUCCUGCUGGAAUAAAUUUGAAAAAAUAAUUUCCAGGUGAUUCUAGGUGAAUCCUGCUCUUUUCUUUCGAAGUGGCAUUACUUGGUAUCUUUGCAUUUUAUAUGCAUUCUUCGAGUAACUCUCCUCGCUUAUAUGAACACUUUAUGCCAGAAUUCUGAUGGAAAGCUACUGUACCUUGUUCCUGGAGAUAGAAUAAACAGAAACGGCUAAACCAAGCUGCUGAAGUCCAAGAAGUGGAAACAAAAGACUAGCGUUUGAAACAAAGAACUCUGCAGAAGGCUGUGUCCCACCUUCAUGCUCUGGAUUUUCUGAUCUUUCAAGUCACUUUUUAAUACUGUCAUAUGAAAGCAAUCUACUUACACGUCUACAGCAAUUUAUAAAACCAGCUUAGAAGCUGCAGGUGAAGAAAGCAAUAUGGAAAAGUAGCUGGUUUCUUUGUAUCUAUGCAAAAUGCAUCAAGGACCAACAGGACUGAUGUACCAAACAAGCAGCUGAUCUUGUGGCUGUUCUGCUGAUGCAUUAAUGUUUUCAGUGUGGGUAUCUAAUAGGUCUGCAAACCGAUUUAAGUUUGGAAAAAUAGGGAAAAGGUUAACUCUUUGAAAAACUUAGGAAGGGUACUGAUUUUUGAGAGAUGUAGCACACUUCUACCGGCUGAAGUAGAGGCGAGACAGCGAGAACUAUGGAAGGUGAAAAAGGAGAUGCCUGAAUGUAAGUUUGUUCAGCUGACUGGGAACAGCACUAGCCUUAUAUAUAUGGUUAUCCUAGAGUUAGCUGCAGGAGGAGCUAGAAUUUCUUACCUUCAGAUUGUGAUUUCUUAUAUGCAAUGAUUUUAUAUAAUGUGUUUAACAUAUUAGACAAACGUGACUUAAAAUGUGUGAAUAUUUUCAGAGAAUAAUAUAUUGGCAUUUAACUAAUAAAGUGUUCAUAUUUAAUUUUGG
Molecule: messenger RNA, 1861 nt
Organism: Harpia harpyja (harpy eagle)
Lineage: Eukaryota; Metazoa; Chordata; Aves; Accipitriformes; Accipitridae
Gene: IL7
Product: interleukin 7
Exons: 5
Coding region: 418-963 (181 amino acids)
Biological process (GO): immune response
Cellular component (GO): extracellular region
Molecular function (GO): growth factor activity; interleukin-7 receptor binding
Source: RefSeq, a predicted model, not a curated record